This is a messenger RNA of Cololabis saira (Pacific saury), 11784 nucleotides long. RefSeq lists its product as uncharacterized. Gene Ontology annotation, cellular component: membrane. The coding region runs from base 107 to 8764 and encodes 2885 amino acids. Gene Ontology annotation, biological process: protein import; protein targeting. The record is from RefSeq and is a predicted model, not a curated record. The transcript is spliced from 3 exons. Gene Ontology annotation, molecular function: ABC-type protein transporter activity; ATP binding. NCBI's taxonomy places the organism in Eukaryota, Metazoa, Chordata, Actinopteri, Beloniformes, Belonidae.
CUGGAGCUCCGCUGCACACCCAACCAGGACCCACGGCUGAAAGAAAUACUACUGAAACUGCCUCGAUUUGAAAAAUUUCACCUUACUGAGGAUUAAAUCAGCCAAAAUGGGGAACGUACCAUCAGAACACAGCAUGGGCAACAGCCUGAGAUGUUGCAUUUGUUCUAGAGUUCUACCUCCAUGCCGCAGCUUCAAUGAUUAUUCCCGAGCGACUGUUCAUGGUCAGGAGGUUUACGUGUUCAAUGGAGGUGAAUACUUCAGACAUGUUGGCCACAAUAGUAUCUACAAGUGUGAAUACUGCUUUCACAAGGAAGUCAGGGAUCGAGAGGAAAUGAGAAGAGAAGAGGAGAGGAGAAGAGAAGAAGACCAAAGGAGGAGAGAAGAAGAAAUGAGAAGAGAAGAAGAGCAAAGGAGGAGAGAGGAGGAAAUGAUAAGACAAGAGGAGCAAAGGAGGAGACAAGAGGAGCAAAGGACGAGACAAGAGCAAAUGAGAAGAGAAGAGGAGCAAAGGAGGAGAGAAGAGCAAAUGAGAAGACAAGAGGAGCAAAGGAGGAGACAAGAGGAGCAAAGGAGAAGAGAAGAGGAAAUGAGAAAACAAGAGGAGCAAAGGAGAAGACAAGAGGAGCAAAGGAGAAGACAAGAGGAGCAAAUGAGAAGACAAGAGGAGCAAAGGAGGAGACAAGAGGAGCAAAAGAGGAGAGAAGAGGAAAUGAGAAGGCAAGAGGAGCAAAGGAGAAGACAAGAGGAGCAAAGGAGAAGAGAAGAGCAAAUGAGAAGACAAGAUGAGCAAAGGAGAAGACAAGAGGAACAAAUGAGGAGAGAAGAGGAAAUGAGAAGGCAAGAGGAGCAAAGGAGAAGACAAGAGGAGCAAAGGAGAAGAGAAGAGCAAAUGAGAAGACAAGAUGAGCAAAGGAGAAGACAAGAGGAACAAAUGAGAAGACAAGAGGAGCAAAGGAGAAGAGAAGAGGAGCAAAGGAGGAGAGAAGAGGAAAUGAGAAGACAAGAGGAGCAAAUGAGAAGACAAGAGGAGCAAAGGAGAAGAGAAGAGGAGCAAAGGAGGAGAGAAGAGGAAAUGAGAAGAGAAGAGGAGAGGAAAAGAGAAGAAGAGCAAAGGAGGAGAGAGGAGGAAAUGAGAAGAGAAGAGGAGAGGAAAAGAGAAGAAGAGCAUAGGAGGAGAGAAGAGGAAAUGAGAAGAGAAGAGGAGCAAAAGAGGAGAGAAGAGGAAAUGAGAAGAGAAGCAGAGCAAAAGAGGAGAGAAGAGGAAAGAAAAAGAGAAGAGCUUAAUCAAAGAUUACAAAAAUCAAGGAACCAAGCUGAAAAGCAGCACGAAAAACAAAUUACCGACACCAUUUUACAGGAGUCGAAGAAAAAAGUUCUGAAAGGACAUUUGGAUGAAUUUGAGGCCGAGUCAGAUAAGAGCAGUGAUGAUUUUCUAGCAAUCCUCUCUUUGAAAUGUGACAUUGAGGUUUCAGAUCUGAGUCUCACUGAACUGACAGCUGAUCAGCUGGGGAAGAUCCUCCCAGCUCUGGACAAACUGCUCUUCAGUGAAUGGAUUAUUGAUCCACCGUCUCUCAGCACUCUGCAGCACACCCAGGUCUACGUCACCGAGCUGAGCGCUCUGUCUCUGGAAACUUCUCAGGGAGUUGUCCUACAAGUCAUCUCUGACCACGUGCACUUCCUGGUGGGGUCUAUUGACAAAUCAGCAUCCAAUUAUUCUGAAAGUUUGACACUGACUCAAGCACUAUAUCUCACCUUGAUACACUUCUUGGAUGAGACUGGGGAGUGUAAUGCUGAUGCCGUCCUCAUCGCUAAACAAUGGAUGGGAGACGAGCUCUCCACUGAGAAGAUCUUUGUUGUUGAGUUCCUGAGCGUCCUCACAUCGUCACUGCAGACGGCAGUUGAACGGAGCUCUGUGUUUAUUACAAAGAUGGAAGUAGAAUGCUUGAAACUUCUUUUAUCAGAGCUCACAGAUUCAAUCCAAACCCACUCUGAAACCACAAAAAUUAUCCUAACACUUGUAGAAAAAAACCAAUGGUCUCCAACUGAAGCACUUAAUCUGCUCAAAGAACUGUCACAGAAAUGUGCACAAGACGAUUCAGUGGUUAAAGUCUUGACAUUGAUACAAGUGAAUGACGUAUCUCCAGACUGGACAGAUGAACACGGGCACUCUCUCACACAGGUCCUUGGUAAUAUGGACAUCCAGGAUUUCCAAAAGAUUCUCAGAAGGAAAGAUGAGCACAGUCUACUUUCAGCUGUGGCAGAGUUAAAAAUGUCACAGAAUUUGGAUGAUGAUGAAAUUAGUUUCAUUAAGAACAUCACCACUGGUGUUGUAAAACAUUUAGAAAAUGUACCAACAAAUUCUCCAUCUUCAAGAUAUUCCUUAAAGGAUGGAGCCUUGGAUGAAGAUAACAUACAGAACUGUCUCUCUCUUCUCUGUAAAGCAGUUUUUGACACAAAAGGCUGGUGGCCUACAGUGAAGCACAUGGUGCACUGGUGUGUACUGGUGAUAAAAAAGAAGACUGGAGCACCACAACUGGUUGGAAUAGAAGAAGACCCAUGUGUCAUAGCAAUGUUUGCAGCCGCAUGUGUCUACAUGGGACACAAACUGGACAUUGUUCUGAGCUCUGUUGAUCACUCAAAAGAGCAAUCUGAGGAGUGGUCGGCCUUCUACAACAACCUUGGAAUUUCUCUAAACACAAACAUGAAGACAGACGCAUCACUCAGAGAUGUCUAUGGAGCAGACAUUGUGUAUGGUGUAUUGGAUGACUUUGUUUCUGAUUACUUUCAGCAUGGCAAAGACGUGAUGGAAAAUAGACAUCCUCAGCUAAUUCGAGGUUUCAUCAUCGAUGCAAAAAGCUUAAGUUCUUUGGAAAAACUGGAUCUGUCAAAGCUCAAACAGAAGGAAUCUGAAGUUGUUGCUGCAGAAUUAAUGGAGACCCUCGUACACAAGUUCCAAAGUGAAGAAAUGGGAUUGAAAUGCAGAUUUAUCAAGGGUCUUUUUCAGGGUCUCCACACAAAUCUAAUCGAUACAAACACCAAGAGUGAGUUCAUCCAGGUCUUUAAUAAAAUUACUGGAAAGCCAUUGCUUUCCAAUCAGAUCUUCGUUUUGACCAUUGUUGAAAAUCUCCUCAAAGUGCUUACGAAUGAAUCAGUAGAUGGGAAAAUCAUGACAUCUGCUGCAAAUCGAUGGUGUUUGGAUGUCUUGUUCACCUGUGCAGAGCAAUUCCAAGGCUCAAAGGAAGAAGCAAAAGAAGUCUUUCAAGUGGCUUCCACUCUUGGCGUGCCAUCACUUUGGUCACCAACAGAGAUCUUGAGCCUCCUUGGAGCAUUAACUCACCACCAUCAUGAUGAAGACUGCAUUUCCAUCAUGAAAGUUUUACAUCGGAUGUCAACAUACCAGGUUUCAUCCAAGUGGACAGACGAGAGAAACCGAUCUCUCCUUGAGCUCAUAGAUUCACAUACAACUGAGAAUCUCAUUCAACAUUUAGAAAAGAGCUUUGCUAAUGAAAAAUGCAAAAGUGUUGACAUGCUCUUUAAUGAAAUACGUCAGAUGAAAGACAUAGAUGAACAGACUCUGAGUAAAUCUGAGACUGUAGUAACUUAUGUAACAAACCUCAUCAAAAGUGGUGAUAUGGACAAACACAAAGAUGUACAGCGAGCAAAGUCUCUGGGUCACAGUCUGGAAACAGAAGACCUUCAAGAAGUCCUGGCAGUUUUAUGCAAUGCUGUUCACCUACACAUAGCUAAAGGGAAGUGGUUUCCUAGGGCUACCCAGAUGAUGAGCUGGUGUCUCUUGGCCUUAUCUGAUAAUGGGAAACUCUUGGAAAUGGGAACUGGAGAAGGCAAGUCUUGUGUCAUAGCCAUGUUUGCAGUGCUGCGUGUGCUGAGAGGUGAAAAAGUAGAUGUGGUUUCCAGCUCUUCGGUCUUAUGUCAAAGAGAUGCAGGAGAAUGGAGUGAGUUCUACAACUACUUUAACAUUACUGUUGACACAAACACAAACAAGACAGAAGAUGAGGAUCGAAAAGAAUGCUACCAGAAGGAUGUGGUCUAUGGAACCAUUGAUGCCUUCGCCGCAGAUCACCUUCGCCAGAUAUUUGAGAUGAAGGAUGUGAGACCUGAUCGCAGCUAUCAGUGCGUUAUAAUUGAUGAAGUGGAUUCCCUUCUGCUGGAUCAGGGAGUGCAGCUGACCUACCUGUCCAGCCCCAUGGUCUCCAUGGAACACCUGAACACCAUCCUCGCCAUGAUCUGGGGCCACGUUUCUCAGUACGGCUUUCUGUCCUCAGGACAUAGGACAUUUGUCCAGGGUCCUCCAGCCUCAUUCUUCAAGGCCGUCUUUGACUCAAUCAACACAGAAGAAACUGGAAUCGAUGACCCAAUGGACAUUUUAAAUAUUGCUGAACAAACCAACACUGUACCAAUGGGGUUUACAGAGGCGAUCUUCAAAAGUGAGAAGAACCUUCCUGACCAACUCAAAACUGUGAGUCAGGAUGCCAUGGUUGAAUUUUUUGAAGAAUUGGAGGACUAUAUCCCUUAUGGGUUUACCAUUUACACUCCAGACGAUAAGGGAUUGCUCUGUCUCAGAAAGGUUAGCCCGUACAACAAACACCAAAUCCCAGAGCUGACGUUUCUUGUCUUGGAGGAAGGCUUGUGUUGUCCUCUCUAUGACUCAGAAGAAAGUCUUAUCAGGCCAAUUGCAGACUUUAUCACAGAGAAGAUUCAGUACACCCCGUGUACAAACAACAAAUACAAAAUCAGCAUCCCCGGAUUCUUGAAAAGUCUGAUUGAAAGCAAAGUGUCCGCGUGGGUUCAGAAUGGCUUUCUGGCGAUGCAGCUGAGGGAAGGACGGGACUAUGUUGUUGAAAACAACAAUGUCUGUCCUGUGGACUUCAGAUCUACUGGUAUUGUAGAACUGAAUAAGAAAUGGGGCGAUGGCCUGCAACAGUUUGUUGAGAUUAAACACCAAAUCAAAUUGAGCACAAUUUCAACAGUUACAAACUAUAUUUCUAACAUAUCCCUUUUUAAGAAGUACCAGGGAAAGAUAUAUGGAACAACAGGAACACUUGGCGGCAAAACAGAUAUUCUGUUUUUGCAGGACUUAUAUCCAAACCUGUCUGCCUGCAAAAUGCCAACUUUCAACAGGAAGUUGUUGUUUGAGGUCAAAGGUACACUGAAGAAAUCUGAAGAGUGGAAAUCUGAAAUAAAACGUACAGUCAUGGCUCAGAUCUCGCCAAAUUCCUACAGGGGUGGAAGAGCAGCCCUGGUAAUCUGUGAAACCAUCAACAAAGCCAACGAGAUCUACGAAGACCUGAAAAGCAAUGUCCCAGGUGAAAUAAUUCUCUACUGCCGCAGUGACAAAGACAGUUUGAGCAAAAUGGAAAAGGAACUUUUUCCUGGAGACGUCAUUGUUGCCACAAACCUGGCUGGGCGUGGCACAGACAUUAAAGUGUCCAAACAGGUGAACAAUAACGGGGGACUCUUUGUGAUUCUCUCCUUCCUUUCAGAGAACCAAAGAGUGGAACUUCAGGCUUUUGGUCGAACAGCACGGAAAGGCAAACCUGGAUCUGCACAGAUUAUCACUAUCACUGAAAAUCUGCAGCAAGAUUUCAGUAUGGUGACAUCUCUAGAAGAAGUGAAGAGAAACAGGGACAAAUGUGCAGUGGAAAAGAUAAAUAGCAUGAUGGAUGAUGUCACAGAGAUGAAUCUGAGAGAGGAACUGUUUUCAGAGUACUGUGAAACACUUCAACAGAUUUACAGAGACACAGCUGGAGAUGAAAAAAGAGCUGUUGUGGCCGUCAUGAAUGAGUUCUGGGGGAUCUGGCUGCAAAUUCAUUCAGAAGACAUUGAACAGUUGAAGAGAGAUGAACUGCAACUGAGACUAAAAGAUGAUUUGUCAAAGGCAAAAAGUCAGUCUGAAAAUCAGACUUCACCUUCUUCUAGCAUUUAUCACUACAUCAAGUUUGGAAAUAUAGCACUAGAUAAAAAACAAUGGGACGUCAGCACCAAGCUCUUUGAAAAAGCCAUGAAUCAAGAUGAAAGCUGGGCAUCCAUUGCUUUUUACAAUCAUGCAUACUGCACAAUAAUGCAGAGGAAUCCAGAUUAUCUCACUAAUGCAAUAACAGAUUUGAGAAAAGCACAAGAUUCUCUAGAAUAUCUCACUGAAGAAAGCUUGAUCUGUUUGCAGUUUGUGAAAAUGGCUACUGCAACCUCAACCAACAAUGACCCAACCAGCCUUGAAAAGCAAUUCACAACCAAGUGCAACAUGUACAAGUCAUUUGAUGAGAACAUCACUGAGGCCAUCAAAAAGCUGGAGGAAAUUCGUGACAAGGAAAAGGAUGCAUUGGCCAAAAAAUCACCAGUCUUCUCCCUGGUUUCAAGUGCUGAUGAAGAACUCCAAGCUGAAGCUUACAACCUCUACAAUAAAGGUAUGAAAUAUAUAUUUGCUGUGGAAGAAGAGCCCACAUUCUGGGGUGCUCUGGUGGUGCUCUUUCUUGGAAUUCUUCAGAUUGUUGCUGGAGUAUUGCUCACAGUGUUUACAUUUGGUACUCUGGCUAAGGUUGGCAUGGGACUCAUCACUGAAGGCAUAUCAGACUGUAUCUACGGUAUAGAGGCCCUUGUGACAGGAGAGUUCAGCUGGAAGUCAUGGGCUAUAGAGAAAGCCAUUUCAAUCGGUAUAUCACUUAUUUCCUUUGGAGUUGGUAAGUUGAUAAAGUUGGUAAAACAGGGCUUCAAAGCUUUCAAAAUGGCACUAAAAGGUUUAGGGAAAAAGCUGAAGGCUUUGCCAAAGUUUCUCUCCAAGCAGGCUAAAGCAAGCUUCAGUCAGGUCACAAAAACAAGCAUGAAGAAUGCAAUAAAAAGCAGUUCGAAACUAAUUGUGAAGGAAGUCAUUUUUAAAGGACUUGAGAAGGCACAAGACGCACUACUGAAGGAAAUACUGGAAAGAAUCAAAACAGAUUUGUCAAAGAGAAUUGUUGAACAAGUGAAAACUAACAUAGACAACAACCCCUUGAACACAUUGGUAGACUCUAUUAUCCUCUCCCACCUCGAACAUAAGGAACAACUCAACGAUCUAUUGAAGGACAAGGACAGAAGGAGUGACCUGCUGUUUAUUUUCAAACGAUACAGCAAAACUGCUCUACAACCAUUUAAGGCUGACCUGGACUGGCAGAACAAGCUCAACUCAUCCAUAAUCAAAAUAAUGGACGCAGCUAGAGCUCAUACUACAGGAAAAGCACAUACAAUUCUAACCAUCAUCAAAACUGUCCACUACGGGAUCCUGGCAGCAGAUGCCACUGCUGCAGUACUCACUCUGUCCGACAAGUUUUUCUUAAAACUUAAGGAGGAGCUGAAUUCUUUUAAAAAAGAACGCUCUAUGACAGAGAAAGUUGAGAUAAAUGACCUGUCAUCUUCAGAACUUGAGAUGCUGAAAGAAUUCAAGCAGGAGUUGGCCGGCACCAUCAGUGAAUUACUGGCUGAUGCUUUAGUGGAAGUGUCCCGUCAGAAGUUCUUCAGUCACAUUGUUUCUUCUGUUCAAGGUAAAGUGAAUGACGCCAUAAGGGAAAAAGCAGAAUCUGGCUUUAACAAAGUAAAGGAUAAAUUCAGAGAUCACCAGAAACAAAAAGCAGCAAAAGCAAGUAAACUCUCAAGAUCACAUGCAGAGAAAGUCAAGAAUCCUAAAACAAGCGGGACAAUUCUUGAUGUCCAAUUCCUGUCAGAGGUCACUGGAACUAAAGCUGUCAUACUAACACAGGACAGACGUGGCAAACUUACUAAAAUGCAAGUGAUGAACCCGACCAAUAAACCUGCCAGUCAAACUGUCACACUGAUCUACACACCAAAGAGUGCCCAAUAUCCCGAUGGCCGUUAUGAUGCGUUAAUCAAUAACACGCUCAUAUUCAUAUGCGGCAAGACCUCACUCUUUCAUGCUUUUGCACAAGGCAUUAAACCAAACGCUGGUCAACAUGAGGUCACAUUGGAAGCGAACCGGCUCAGGUCCAUGGAGGCUGCUGCUCUGCUCAGAAACCCCGGCCAAUGGGAGGGUUUAAUCAAGCGCUCAGAGUGGACUCAAAGAGUCAGAGGUGGAAACUGGUACAUGGCAGAGGGAGCUGAACCAAACAGGAUCAUCAAAGACAGCAAAACAGUAACCAUACCAGGGGAUUGGAAAGUGAGACAAUACAAGGAAUGGCAAAAACAUGCAACUCAAAAUCCAGAAAUUGGAAAAAUCCUUAGCAUACCAGUCCGUAGUAUGCUGGAAGCUAAAAACAUGAACCUGAGUGGCAAACUAGCACAGUCUAUGCUUAAAGAGAGAGCAAAGUCUUCUCCUCUGGAUCCCAACCUGAUAACGGAUGUGCAGAAAUAUCGUGGCCAUGAAUUUCCAGCUGUUUAUGGGCCUAAAAAGGCACACAGUCCGUUUGCAGAUUCAAAAUAUGAAGACUUUAGAUCAAACUUGGCUAGGACCAUGAGUAAAGAUGAUGUUGAGGGAACAUUCAAACUGACAAUCCUCGGUGCGAUGAUGAGACAGCUGGACGGCGGCAGCAGCUCAAACAUCCUGCAGAUGAAGAGGAAGAAUACGAGCAGGCUGGCCAUGUUUGAUCACAGUUUUCAGGAACAAAGUCUGAAGUUGGUGGAAGGAUGGUUUAGCCGGCUUCAGGGGUCAGGGGUCAUGACGGUCGACCAUCACGUCACCAUGACGACCUGGAUCAAAAGAAAGGGCUACAGGGACCGAAAUGAUCCACACACGGUCCAAAUCACCAACUUCCUGCAGUGAAAAGUUGUGACCAUGUGAGGAGAAACAACCGCAGGGUCGUGGACCUUCCUGGCGGUCGUAACGAGGCCUCUCUGGAUUGGUGUCCAAAACACUUCAUUUUCUAUCUGUUUUUGAUUGAAAUUCAUCUUAAGUUUUACUUACUGUUGAUGGGCUCAUUGCAGUAAACUAAAGUCAAAAGUUAAAGACCAGCAGCAAGUACUUUUCCAAAACAGAAGUAGACACAACCAGUUUUUAGAAACCACUUUGCUCUGUGUGUCGCAUUAAUAAUCACACACAUUUUAUGUGGAAAUAGAAACCUUACUGUAGAUAAUGUUAUGACAUCGUCAGUAAAGUACAUCAUCAUCAUUCAUUAUGAUGAAAGAAAUCUUACCACAUGUUGAUGCAAUUUUAUGGAAGCUUUGAAUUAAAACUUAUUUUUUAUGCUUGUACAUGAAUCCUGAGCAGACGCUCAAAAGGAAAAACUGGUGUUUUUUUAAUGAUGAUCUAAAUCAGUGAUUCUUAACCAUAGGGCCGCGGCCCACACUUGGGCCGCGAGCGCCAUCUAGUGGGCCGCCAAAAAAAAUUCAGUUUUGUACGUGUGGGCCGCGGGGGCCGCGGGACUGCAUAGCAACUCCCAACCAAAUGAGGAGAAGACACUCAGCUAGCUGUACGUGUAAUAGUAAGAGAAAUGGUGUGUCUUUACAGAGAAAAUCCUUCAUUUUGCACAGAGUAGGUUUAGAUCCGCCAGGAUUAGGGAUCGAUUACUUGGGUCUGCGCCCAGAGCGAGCGAGCGCGGCGUGCUCAUUUAUCCCGGCGCGUCCCCGCGGCCGGGGAGGUCGGCUGAGGCUGCCGCUCGGGCGGUGGGCUCCGUCGUUACUGGUGAAAGAUGGUAGAUGUAGAUGCGUGGGCUGUCGUGUCUGCUGGACUGGACUGUUCGGGCUUUCGAAAAAGCAUCAGAAAGUAAAGUGCUGCAGCGCGACCAGAGAGCUGCGGUGCGGGCUGUGCCCGUCGUAGCUGAUCAGGCUCGGAUGAACCCGACACACUGAGUCCUGACAACUUAUUAAUGUAAAUAACUAAGUAAAAUCAAACUAAGUUUUGUCCUCGCUGUAUUUUUAAAUAUGCAACCCGGAAUGGACAAAUUCAUCCUGUUCAGUCUUCCCACUGGGACAAAACCAGUGUCUCAUACGUUCAGAGACCGUGGCGUUCAAAGUGCCAAAGUGAAACGCCACUGAAACAAAACACAACGUUUUUCAUCAAACAUAUCCACUCAAGUCUGAACUGAAGUCACAGAAAAAUAAGCUGAGCAUCUUAAAACACCCAUGUUUGGGUCCAGAUACAGCUGUGAAGCAGCUUUCUCCACAGUGAACAUAAUUAAAACUAAAUAUCGUUUCAGGCUCAUCAAUGAGCACCUCCACAUGCAUAUGAGAACCUGAACCUGAACCUUAAAUUGUUAAGAUGUGUUUAUAUUAAUUUAGUAUAAAAAUGUGUUGAGACAAUUAACAAAGAAAAGGGGGAAUUCAAACUGCUGGUAGAGAAAUAAAAUAAGAUAGCAUUUGAAAAAUAAAAUAAAAUCUACUUUAUUUUUAAGAGAAAAAAAUAUGUUUAAUUCAAGUUAAACAUGUUAAUUGGCAAAUAUGUACUUUUUUAAUAUAACAGUCAGAUGCAGAUGUUGAUACAACUAUGAGGCUACUUGAAUAUAUAUAUAUAUAUAUAUAUAUAUAUAUAUAUAUAUAUAUAUAUAUAUAUAUAUAUAUAUAUAUAUAUAUAUAUAUAUAUAUUAUGAUGUUCUGGACCUUCGCUUGAGUAAAUUUUCUCUAAAUGGACCUCUUAAAGUUGAAUACCCCUGCUAUACAGUGUUAAUAUUUAACGGGCCCCGGGCCACUCUGUACUGAAAAAAUUGGGCCCCAAGGUCAGAAAGGUUAAGAACCCCUGAUCUAAAUGACAUAGUUAGUGAUCCAGUACCAGUUUUCUAGUUUGUGUGAAUAAGAAUAAUAAUUUUUAAAGUCACAGUAUUUGAAUAUUGAUAGAAUCAUAUAAGAGAAUGUUUCGGUUCAGUGUUGGACUCUGAUAUGAGCUCCUACUCAUGCUGGCACUGACGAAUUAUUGUAAUUGGGGUUGUGUUCCCUCAGCUUUUUUUUGUCAUGGUAACAAAUUGCUAUAGCGUGGUAGAAAAUCAAUCGUUUCAAGAACUUCUCUUUGCAUUCAAAAUAGACAUUUUACUUACCUGGAAUGUUUAAAGCCAUAUUAUGUAGAAAUAACACAUUGACAUCAUGUAACAAUAAAGUUUAUGUCAGCUGCAUCACCAACAACAAAGUGCACUUAUUGUGGGACAAAGUGAUAUUACAAGAUGUGGCAGAUCGGCCUCACUCAUUAUCAUUAUUAUUAUUAUUCUUAUUAUUCUUAUUCUUAUUCUUAUUCUUAUUCUUAAUAAUAAUAAUAAUAAUAUUAUUAUUAUUAAUAUUAUUAUUAUUAUUAUUAUUAUUAUCAUUAUUAUUAUUAUUAUUAUUAUUAUUAUUAUUAUUAUUAUUAUUAUUAUUAUUAUCAUUAGCUCAGUAUCGUCGGUUGGUCUUUCUUCAACAACGCAGACCCAUUGGUUCCCCAUGUGGUCAGAAGUGGUAUUACUACAAAAACGGGUUUAUCAGCUUGUUAGUCAUUUGCUGUAAUCAUAUUAUGUUAAUUGUCUUCUGGAAUUAAUGGUGUGUUGGAAAAAGGGGAUUUUCAUCCAUUUAAUGGAAACAUAUCAAUAUAUGAUAAGUUUGUCAGAUUUUUUUUCGUCUAAUGUAUUUUCUUGAAUUAUUAUCCUACAACAAUUAAAUCCCUUCUAUAUUGUACUACAUUUCAUAAACGGUUUUACAUGUUGAUUUUGCAUAGUAAUAAGACAUAAAUGAAUUUACAUAAAAUGUAAUAAUUUUAAGGUUUCUCUCGGGGAACAGACAUGAGGGGGAUCGUCGACUCAGUUAAUCAUUGUUUUCUCUGUAACAACUGCAAAGCAUUUGUUUGGUGAUGGGUCAUUUUCAAAUGAAUAAAUAUAUUCACUUUCA